UCUCGCAACAAACGCGCGCAGUCCCGCACCCAUGGAUCUCCUCCGACUCGUCGCCGUCUCCGUGCUCCUGGCGCUGCCGACGCGUGGCCGCUGUGGCGGCGGCGGCAUGCACCCGAUCGUGCUCGUGCCGGGGUACGGCUCCAACCGGCUCGACGCGCGGCUCACCGCCGCGUACGAGCCGGCGGCGCCUCGCUGCGGCGCGCGGGAGGGGGAGGAGGAGUGGUUCGAGCUGUGGCCGAACCACGCGGCGGCGAGCGACCCCGGCCAGGCCCCCUGCCUCGCGGAGCAGAUGAGCCUCGUCUUCGACCCCGUCGCCGACGACUACCGCAACGCCGCCGGCGUCGUGACCCGCGUCCCCUCCUUCGGCUCCACGCGCGGCUUGAUUGGGUGGGACCCACUGGUGCGUCAGCUGGAGGCGGCGGGCUACCGCGACAGCGAGAGCCUCUUCGGCGCGCCCUACGACUUCCGCUACGCGGUGGCGCCGCCCGGCCACCCGUCAGCCGAGGGCGCGCGCUACUUCGCUCGCCUCACGCGUCUCAUCGAGCGGGCGAGCCGCCUCAACGACGGGCGGCCUGCCGUCGUGGUGGCGCACAGCUUCGGCUGCGCGCUCACGUACCAGUUCCUCCUCGCCCGCCCGCUCGCCUGGCGCCGGCGCUUCGUCAAGCGCACCGUCUUCCUCGCCGCCGCGCUCGGCGGCUUCGCGGAGGGGAUGAACGGGCUCGCCUCCGGCGCGGACUCCGGCCUCCCGAACCUCGCGCGGCCGGCGAGGACCAGGCUGGCACGGAGCCAGCAGAGCGCGCUCUGGCGCCUGCCCACGCCGAUGGUGUUCGGUGACCGGCCGGUGGUGGUGACCAAGAACUCAACCUAUUCAGCGAACAACAUCGUCGAGUUCCUCGACGCCAUCGGCUUCUCGGAAGGAGUCCAGCCAUACGUGACACGAGUGCUCCCGAUGUGGCAGGUGCUCCCGGCGCCCAUGGUGCCGGUGACAAGCAUAUACGGAGUCGGUGUCAGGACGCCGGAGACGUUCGUGUACGGGGAAGAUGGGUUCGAGGGGACACCGGAGGUGGUGUACGGCGACGGCGACGGCGACAUGAACAUGGUGAGCCUAGUGGCUGCUGAGAAGGGAUGGUCUGGGGUGGAAGGCCAAAUCUUGAAGGUGGUCAGGUUGCCAGGUGUUCGUCACACUGGAUUCUUCAGUGAUGAUUCUUCUCUCACGAAAGUAGUUGCUCAAAUACAGGAGGCAGUUGUAAGCAUAGAGCUCCACCAGAAAAGAGAAGAUCGUCUCUCUGCAAAGUAGUUUUUCGAUUUAUGAUUCCUUUGCCACGGAUGAUGAUGCACCGAUGAAUCUUACUGAUCCGUGCAAAGGUAGGAUAUGUCCAGUUUGUUACUACCGUAUAUAAUGUCUUACCAACAUUAUCGUAAGACAAAGGUAGGACAUACUAGUAUUUAGUUGUUACCAAACUGUACAAAGUUCCAUCGAAGGUUACAAGUUAUGGUCUGGUUCAAAAUAGAGGGAGUGCCUAUAUAUAAGAUCUUUUUUCUUAAAAUCAUACGAAUACAGCUAUAAUAUAAUUACAAUUUAAUUAGUAGUAUAUGAGUAACAUGUAAAUCUCAUGUAAAUAGAAAAUGCAUAUAGCAUAGUAGCAGUACUACUCCAUCUGUUUCACAUUAUAAAAUUUCUGGCUAUGUAUAGAUUCAAUUA
This is a messenger RNA of Oryza brachyantha (malo sina), 1702 nucleotides long. Its product is annotated as lecithin-cholesterol acyltransferase-like 1. Gene Ontology annotation, biological process: lipid metabolic process. Bases 32 to 1297 code for a protein of 421 amino acids. The transcript has 2 exons. The record is from RefSeq and is a predicted model, not a curated record. Lineage: Eukaryota; Viridiplantae; Streptophyta; Magnoliopsida; Poales; Poaceae.